This is a messenger RNA of Fusarium tjaetaba, 2772 nucleotides long. Its product is annotated as ATPase. Lineage: Eukaryota; Fungi; Ascomycota; Sordariomycetes; Hypocreales; Nectriaceae. The coding region runs from base 1 to 2772 and encodes 923 amino acids. Gene Ontology annotation, molecular function: ATP binding; ABC-type transporter activity; ATP hydrolysis activity. The record is from RefSeq and is a predicted model, not a curated record. The transcript has 4 exons. Gene Ontology annotation, biological process: transmembrane transport. Gene Ontology annotation, cellular component: membrane.
AUGACUCUUUAUGCGAAGCGGAAAGUCGUCGAAAAGCAGUCUCGUUACGCUUUCUAUCACCCGAGUGCCGAGGCCCUUUCCGCGAUGGCAACCGAUCUUCCCUACAAAGUCGUCAACUCAAUCCUUCUCAAUUGCACGUUAUACUUCAUGUGUAACCUGCGCCGCGCACCGGGCCCUUUCUUCUCUUUCCUUCUUCUAUCAUUCUCAAUAACCCUCUGUAUGUCGAUGAUGUUCCGUUUCAUUGGGUCUGCAACCAAGUCCAUCACGCAGGCACUGGCGCCCGCGUGCAUCAUUCUGUUGGCAUUGGUCUUGUAUUCGGGAUUUGCGAUUCCGCCCGCUUACAUGCAGAACUGGCUUGGCUGGAUCCGGUGGGUGAAUCCUGUUUAUUAUGGACUGGAGACUGUAUUUUUGAUCGAAUUUGUCGGUCAACAGUUCCCCUGCUCAGACUUUGUCCCGCAUGGUCCCGGUUACGAGAACUUGGGCAGCGGUAAAUACGUGUGCAACGUGCCCGGAUCCGUGCCCGGCCAAUUAUUCGUCAAGGGAGAGGACUACUUGAAAGCCUCAUUUGGGUUCACCAACAGCCACCGAUGGAGGAAUUUCGGCAUCAUCAUCGCCUGGACCGUGUUUUUCAUGGUUCUCCAUCUCUGGACCACCGAAUAUGUCGCCUCGGAGCGCUCAAAAGGUGAAGUCCUGGUCUUUCUCCGAGAGGCUAUUCACAAGGUGUCAGGUAAGCGGGGCAGCGAUGAAGAGUCGGGUGCCCCUACACCUACAGGAAAGCAAGAGCCUUCUGGCUUGUCGAGUGAAAAGGUCGAGGUCGAGAAGCAAGCGUCUGUGUUCCAUUGGAAGGAUGUCUGGUACGACGUCAAGAUCAAGAGCGAGACGCGCAGGAUUUUGGAUCAUGUCGAUGGUUGGGUCAAGCCCAGGACUCUAACAGCUCUGAUGGGCGUCUCAGGUGCUGGCAAAACCACCCUUCUCGACGUCCUCGCCAGCCGAGUGACUAUGGGUGUUGUGUCCGGCGAUAUGCUUGUGAAUGGUCACUCUCGUGACUCUUCCUUCCAGAGGAAGACGGGCUAUGUGACUCAACAGGAUCUGCACCAGGCUAGUUCGACGGUACGAGAAGCGUUACGGUUUAGUGCUAUGCUUCGGCAACCAGCGAAGUACUCCAAGCAAGAACGCCUGGACUAUGUCGAGACUGUUCUUUCGCUCCUCGGAAUGGACGCCUAUGCAGAUGCCAUCAUCGGUGUCCCAGGUGAAGGUCUCAAUGUCGAACAACGUAAAAGACUUACGAUCGCUGUUGAGCUUGUCGCACGUCCGCAGCUUUUACUCUUUCUCGAUGAGCCGACUUCUGGAUUGGACAGUCAGACCUCCUGGUCUAUCUGCGACUUGAUGGAGCAAUUGACCAAGAGCGGUCAAGCGAUAUUGUGCACCAUUCAUCAGCCCUCUGCUAUGCUUUUCCAACGGUUCGAUCGACUCCUUCUCCUUGCGAAGGGAGGAAAGACUGUCUAUUUUGGGCAAAUCGGUCAGAAUUCGCAGAUCUUGAUGGACUACUUCACUCGCAACGGAGGCCCGCCUCUAGCGCCCAAGGCCAACCCGGCAGAGCAUAUGCUCGAGGUCAUCGGGGCUGCUCCAGGGACUCACACCGAUGUUGAUUGGCCCGCUGCAUGGAGGCAGUCUCCCGAGUACAGGGAGGUACAAAAGGAGCUCCAAUCUCUCAAGGCCUCACACCCGUCGCCGAAGCCUACAUCAGGCGGUUCUGACCCAUCCGAGGACAACGAGUUUGCUUCUCCUCUGUCCACACAACUAUGGGAGGUCACCAAACGCCUUUUCAUUCAGUACUGGAGAAGCCCAGGCUAUAUGUACUCCAAGGUCAUUCUGACAGUCGGCGCAUCUUUGUUCAUUGGACUUUCUGUCAUGGAUGGCGAGAAUACAGUCCGCGGUCUUCAGAAUCAGAUGUUUGGUGUAUUCAUCUUCUUGACCAUCUUUUCUCAGAUCGCUGAACAAAUGAUGCCGGCCUUCGUGGAGCAGAGGACCCUUUACGAGGCUCGUGAACGUCCCGCAAAAACAUACUCUUGGCAGUCAUUCAUGUUUGCCAAUCUGACAGUCGAGAUCGUCUGGAACUCGUUCAUCGGUAUCUUUGCCUUCAUCUGCUGGUACUUCCCCAUCGGUCUCUAUCGCAACGCUGAGUACACGAACGAGGUCCAUUCUCGUGGUAUCACCAUAUUCCUUCACGUCUGGAUGUUCUUCUUACUCGCUUCGUCCUUCGCGCACAUGAUCAUCGCCGGACUUCCCAACGCUGAUACGGCAGGUGGUGUCAUGAACCUCCUCUUCAUCAUGAUGUUCGCAUUUUGCGGUGUCCUCGCUGGCCCUGAUGCUCUGCCCGGUUUCUGGAUCUUCAUGUACCGCGUCAAUCCCUUCACAUACGUGGUUGAGGGUUUCCUCGGCACGACUCUUGCCAAUGCGCCUGUCACUUGUGCCGGAAACGAGAUCCUGGAGUUCAGGCCUGCGAAUGGUACGUGUGAGGAGUUUCUGUCGGAUUACAUGUCCAAUAUGGGUGGGUACCUUGUGGGAGAGAGUGCAGCCAGCACAACUCAGUGUCAAUACUGUCCUAUGGCAGAUACGGAUACCUUCUUGAAGGGGAUCAACGUUAGCUUCGACAAUCGCUGGAGAAACUUUGGGCUACUUUGGGUCUAUGUUAUCUUCAACUGUACAGCUGCAGUUGCUAUCUACUGGUUGGCUCGUGUCCCAAGGAGGAGAAAGGACAAAAAGGAAUAA